This is a messenger RNA of Echinops telfairi (small Madagascar hedgehog), 393 nucleotides long. RefSeq names its product secreted LY6/PLAUR domain containing 1 (gene SLURP1). Gene Ontology annotation, molecular function: acetylcholine receptor inhibitor activity. Bases 1 to 393 code for a protein of 130 amino acids. The record is from RefSeq and is a predicted model, not a curated record. The transcript has 3 exons. Lineage: Eukaryota; Metazoa; Chordata; Mammalia; Afrosoricida; Tenrecidae.
AUGGCCUGCAGCCGGCAAGUGCUAGCCCUACUGCUCCUGGCAGGCUGGCUCCUGAGUCCAGGAGACAGCUUCAAAUGCUACACCUGUGAGCAGCCCACAGCCAUCUCCUUGUGCAGAAAAGUGGCCCACUGCCGCCCGGAGGACACGGCCUGCAAAUCCACCCUGGUGACAGUGGAGUCAGAGUUCCCCUUCAACGGGAGCCCCAUGGUGACCGCCGCCUGCGCCACCUCCUGCGAGGCCACGGACCCCGACAUCAUCGGCGCGGCGCACCCCGUCUCCUGCUGCUUCCAUAACCUUUGCAACGUGGUCGGGAUGCUGCGCCAAGGUGCCUGGCGACGCUGGAGGGCCAACGCGCCUCCCUCCUACCCGGGCGAGGCCCCACCCGUGUUCUAG